Molecule: messenger RNA, 1380 nt
Organism: Malassezia pachydermatis
Lineage: Eukaryota; Fungi; Basidiomycota; Malasseziomycetes; Malasseziales; Malasseziaceae
Product: nadh-ubiquinone oxidoreductase
Exons: 2
Coding region: 1-1380 (459 amino acids)
Biological process (GO): mitochondrial electron transport, NADH to ubiquinone
Molecular function (GO): NAD binding; quinone binding; NADH dehydrogenase (ubiquinone) activity
Source: RefSeq, a predicted model, not a curated record
AUGGUUGCGAUGCUGCCCAGCACUCUGCGCAUGGCGAGCAUGCGUGCCGCUCGUGGUGCGAUGCGCCCGAGUGUGCAGCUCUCGCGCACAUUGACGCGUUCCAUGGCGACGGAGGCGGAAAAGAACCCGUCCUUCUCGGCCACGACCGUCGAAGAUCUGCAGGGCUACGAUGCUCAGACGCUGCUCCGUGAGGAGGGUACACAGCAGGAUGCGAACCUUCGCCACUUUACUGUGAACUUUGGUCCGCAGCACCCUGCCGCUCACGGUGUGCUUCGGCUGAUUAUGGAGCUAAAUGGUGAAGAGAUUUUGCGUGUUGACCCGCAUGUGGGUCUGUUGCACCGUGGUACGGAAAAACUGAUUGAGUACAAGACGUACACACAGGCGCUCCCGUACUUUGACCGUCUUGACUACAGUUCGAUGAUGACCAAUGAGCUGUGCUUUGCUCGUGCUGUGGAAAAGCUGCUCAACAUUGAAGUGCCGGAGCGUGCCAAGUGGAUUCGUACCAUGUUUGGUGAGCUUACGCGUAUCUCGAACCACUGCAUGGCUGUGCUGUCGCACGUCAUGGACGUGGGUGGUCUCACGCCUUUCGUCUGGGGUCUGGAGGAGCGUGAAAAGAUCAUGGAGUUUUACGAGCGUGUGUCGGGUGCCCGUAUGCACGCUGCGUAUGUGCGCCCCGGUGGUGUGACGUACGAUAUCCCGCCGGGUCUGUUGGAUGAUAUUUACCACUGGAGCACCCAGUUCUCUAGCCGUGUGGACGAGAUUGAGGAGCUUGUGACAGCCAACCGUGUGUGGAAGGAGCGUACUAUUGGUAUUGGUAAGGUCACGGCCAAGGAGGCACUGGACUAUGGCUUUAGCGGUGUUAUGCUCCGUGGUAGCGGUAUUCCGUGGGAUAUCCGUAAGGUGGCGCCGUACGAUGCGUACGACCAGGUAGAGUUUGACGUGCCCGUCGGCAAGAACGGUGACUGCUACGACCGAUUCAUCUGCCGUAUUGAGGAGUUCCGUCAGAGUCUCCGCAUUAUCCACCAGUGCUUGAACAAGAUGCCUGCGGGCCAGAUCAAGGUGGAUGACCACAAGAUUGCGCCGCCGUCGCGUGCGAUGAUGAAGGACAGCAUGGAAAGUCUGAUCCACCAUUUCAAGAUCUUCUCGGAGGGCUACGCUGUGCCGCCGGGUGAGACGUAUAGCGCCAUUGAAGCGCCCAAGGGUGAGAUGGGUGUAUACCUUGUCUCGAACGGUACCAACCGCCCCUACCGCUGCUCGAUUUCCGCGCCUGGUUUCCGCCACCUGGCCGGUGCGGACUUUAUGGCGCGUCACCACUACCUGCCCGACAUGGUCGCCAUUAUCGGUACCAUGGACUUGGUGUUCGGAGAGGUCGACAGGUAA